Molecule: messenger RNA, 3108 nt
Organism: Linnemannia hyalina
Lineage: Eukaryota; Fungi; Mortierellomycota; Mortierellomycetes; Mortierellales; Mortierellaceae
Source: the annotation of a GenBank genome assembly
AUGAAGCAAAGGAAACGCCCCGCCCCCGUCCUGGGUUCAUCCAACGGAAACGAAAGUAACAACAGCAACGGACAAGGACCAGACUCUGCAUCUGCAUUCUCCUCCUCAACAGCCUUCCACACAUCCACAUCAACUUCCUCUUCUUCCACCUCUUCAACCGCCCCGUCAUCCAAGACCACCGUCAAAAACGACACCACCACAACUACGACUACAACAAAGUCCAAGACAAGCUCCAACAAGGCAGAUGCCAAGGCGGGACAGAAGCCGGCAGCGGUCCACUCGCAGACCAUGCUCCUCGAACUUCUUGUGACCGUCACCCGCUCUUCCUUGGUGAUUGUCACGCCCUUGGUCGCGGGGAUGAUCCUCCGCGUGGCGCCCACUAUGAUGGAACCUAUCUACGGGAGCAUCUUUAUCGAGGAGGGCUUCCUUGAGUAUUCUCUCGCUUCUGUCAUUGUAGGUGUCGUGCUGGCCAUGAUCUACACCUUCCUUCUCAACAAACGUGCAGCCUCCGCCACCGCCGUUCCUUCAACUUCAAUAGCCGCAGGAAACACGCAUUUGACCGUGGAGGAUCGAUUGGCUGCCGAAGCGACCACUGCAGGACUUCGUAAGGAUGCAGGACUUCGAAGAGGUAUUGUGUCCAGUCUGGAUCUGUGUGGACUGGUCCUUGCGAGCGCGUUCCUGACGACUCACGUUAUGUUCAAGCACAGCGGAGAGUUUGGACCCUGGAGGGGUCCUCACUUGACCCAGUUCGUCCUUGCAUACCCGCUCCUGGCGCUUUUGGGGUUCGCCAAUACUCUGGCCUGUGUCCUGCGGUCGUAUGAGCGUGUCCACAUCAGGACAUGGAUCAGUUGCGUUUUGAUCCAGGUCGGUGCGAUCCUGGGACUGACACUGGUGGUCUUCCAGAUGGCACCUCAGGGGCAGAGCUGCCCCCGCGUCUAUUCCUCUGCCAUCUUGGUUGCAGUCAUCUCCAGUCUCCACAAGUUGCUGGCAUUUAUCCACGGUGAAGUCGCCCUUCCAGAUGAACGCCUUGAGAGCAGCAGGAGAAAGCCCCAGACGGCGUCUAGCCGAGCAUCGCUGGCGGUGAGCUUUAUCCCUCUGGUACUGGUUCUAGCCCUGACGGCUCAGAAUGUGACCCGCAACCCUCAAUGCCAGGCAUCGGUCGUCAAGGCGCACAACGCAGUCAAUGGCAAUUACACCAUCCUGGCAAGAAACGAGAGUGUCACUGGAUGGAUCAGCGUUGUCGAUGAGAAUAUCAGUAGGAGGAAUGAUCUUCAUAUCCGUGUGAUGCGUGCUGGACACUCACUUAUCGGAGGCAUGUAUGCCGAGACUGGAGACUCCAUCUUUGGAAGCUUUUAUAUCCCCGAAGCUGUUCGUCUGAUCAAGAACCGUGAGAAAGGCCACCAAGAGACCGUUCUGCAAAUUGGCCUUGGAGUGGGAAUCGCCUCAGGGUCGUUAAUCCAGCACGGCUUAUUGGUGGAUAUUGUGGAGAUCGACCCUGCGGUUGUCGACUAUGCGACCGAGUACUUUGACUGGCCUGCACCCCACGAAAAGUUUAUCCAGGAUGGCCGACAGUUCAUCAGGAACGCGCCUGAGGGCAAAUACGACUAUGUGAUUCACGAUGUCUUCACAGGCGGCGGCGUCCCACCCUCGCUGUUCUCCCUUGAGGCAUUGCAUGAUAUUCAGCGGAUUAUGAAACCCGAUGGCGUGCUGGCCAUGAACAUGGUGGGUUCAGAGCAUCCGAUCAAGGCUCAAGCCCUCAACUCGGUCCGGCGCACCCUCCACACAGCAUUCAAGCAUGUCGUUGCCUUUAAAGAGUCUCCCGAUGACGACGAUGACUACCAAAACAUUGUCUUUUUUGCCGCGCAGUUCCCCAUUGAAUUCGACCAAUACGAGCCUCCACCAUUCCCCACUCAGGAAGAGAUGGAUUUCUGGAAGAAGCAACAUCAAGAAGGUGGACAUAAUGGUCAUGCCCUCCGACCGAGUGAUAUGCGAGACUGGAUCUUGAGCUCAUUCCAAGAUUGGCCGUUGAAGACACCGUAUGACCCGUCGAAGGGAGAGCUGAUUCUGGAUAGGAAUAAUACGUUGAAUGGGAUGCAGCGUUUGGGGGCCGAGGAUCAUUGGCAUGCGAUGCAUAACAUCUACCCUAUCACCCUCUCCCUCACAGACACGGUCCUCCAUCUCAAGGAGCGAGUCGCAUUGGCCUCAAACACUGCCUCGGACAGAAUGCGACUCGUCUUUUCCGGCAGGGUCCUCAAAGAUACCCAUUCCAUCGAGAGCUGUAACCUGACCCAUGGGAAUGUUGUUCAUAUGGUCCGGAGUCCAGCAGCAACAAAAACAACGACAGCAAUGGCAGCAGCGAGCGCAGCUGUAGGCGCGCAGAGACCUAUACCCUUCAGCAGCUCACCUGCAUUCUCUGUAGCAGCCCCUUUUGCUAUCCCAGAUAGUCGGCAACAACCUGCAGGCACGUUUGGCACCCGGACUGGAUUUACUUCAACAACACCAACAACACCAAACCCAACAGCAGCACAUCCGACGAACGCGCAAACAGGAUUUGGAUAUGGAGUUGGCAAUGGACAACGAGGUCAGGGAAUGGAGGGGGCGGAUGUGAUGAGCCAGAUGAUGCAGGACCCCACGUUUGCACAGUUCAUGUCGUCGAUGCUGCAGAACCCUCAGAUCCUUGAAUCGAUGGUGGCGACCAAUCCGAUGUUGCAGGCCAUGCUGGGACCUGAUAUGCGACACAUUCUGCGGUCACCCCAGUUCCAACAAAUGGUUGCUAGCCCUGAUGCGUUAAGUCAGGUUGCUCAGAUGAGCACCCAAAUGAACAGCAGCGGCAGCAAUGUAGGCGCGCGUCCGACCAGUCCUAUUAACGCCACGGCAGCAUCGCUACCAACAACAGUGCCAUCACCAACAAUGAUGCCACAUGGAAUGGCAGGAAUGCGGUUGCCGUCGUCGCUGAUUGCGGCGAAUGCGCCGGAGAAGCGGUUCCAGGUACAGCUGCAACAGUUGAGUGAAAUGGGGUUCUGGGAUCCAACCAAGAACAUGAGAGCACUUCAGGUCACUGGAGGGGAUGUCAAUAGCGCCAUUGAAAUUCUGUGUUCAGGGGUUUGA